GACGUUAAUGGUCUGUUUUGACUCGACAACAAGGCUUCUCUCCAUAUACGCCGCCCAUGUGAGGACCUGGGCAAAGCUGUCUGAAUUGAUUGAAUCGAUCCGGACAUAAGUGAAUUUAUUUGUACACAGAGAUCGAUGUGUGAUUUGGUAGCAGGUGAAAACCCCCAGAAGAAGAGUGUUUCAGAGCUGCUGUGAUAAAUGAAAUGAAUGGCUUAAAUUAUACGUGAAUGUAAAGACAACGCUACUCAUUUUUUUUAUCAGUUAUUAUUUUUAUUGUAACCGCAUUGGUUUUAAGGAAGGAUAGUUUGGUAUGACAUUUAUAGAGGUAUGUGAUUAUUGUUCGGUAACGAAUUGAGGAAUAUUUCAAACAAGACGAGGGAAGAGGAAAAGGAGUGAACUUAACCUAUGUACACCAUCUUAUUGGGUGAUAUACUGGUUAAAGAGAUAAUGUGGUCUGACGCUUGUCAGAUUAGGAAAGUGUACUGGCUAAGAAAGGGAUGACCCUCGCUUCAGCGAUUAACGAAGGUUAAGCUAAGAAUACUAAAUUCGGAAUAAUAAAAAAGGUAAACGAAAUCGGGAACGACACCUUGUUUGACCAUAUAUUGCAUGAUUGUUUUGAAAAGGAGACACAUUUUAAAAGCAUACACAAAAAAACUUUUUUGUUUCUUUUUAUAUAACCAACAUUUAUUCAUAGUGAAACAUUGAUAUACGCUUAUUUUUUAUAACUGAAUCUGCCAUUAAUGAACGUAUACUGAUUAAGGAAGAAACACGAAAACAAAAGACAAACUCAAGAGAGGUAUGGAAUAUGACAUGGAGAGAGGGAGUUAAAACUACGAGGAUAACAACGCAGGUUGGAGUAAUUUAAGUGUGGGAUCAACUCCGAAGGGUGUUCUUGGAUUAGUUUUAUGUUAGCAGAUCACAAACAGCAAAGACAUGUCUCUGGAUCAGUCGUUUAUCGUCGUUAAAUAUGGAGACGACCAAGAAGCCUUGUUCAAUCCUUGGUGCUCGACACAGACGCUUGUAGACUGGAUUAGACGAAAAUGUGAAUGUCCUAAAGACGUUGUAAUAGAUCUUGUCGACCUAGAUGGUCAGGUUAAAAACCUCUCAGGCAGCAGUGAAGAGUAUGCAAAUGAACUGGUCACGGGUCGAGAAACGUACAUCUUAAUACAUGUUGAGAAGGCCGAUAAUGGACCAAACAGAUAUAUCCCCCUCCUGAACAACAUAGAGAAAAUAAAUCCAGAACUCAUGAUAAAACUUAACAACAUGGCACGACCUUCAACCAGAAAUAAGCGGGAACGUACCAAGAAAAUGUCAAGAUCAGGAAAACCAUCAAAAUUAGAAUCAUCGCUGAAACGGCCCACAAGUACUGAACGCAGAUCGAAACAGCCAAAAUAGAGAGAAUGAGAAACUAUUCUGGAAAGAAAAUUUACGCAAUGGAUAGUCCGAGAGUUCAGUUUUAUCUUACAAAAAUUGUAAUAUAAUCUGAAGAUGAUGGUAUCAGUUUGGAGGACUACAGUGAACCACAAUGCUUAGGAUAGUAAAUCCAAUUGAUAACGCACAGAAAUAUUUGCAAUAAUUGCUUUUUUCUAUUAUGAUACUCAGGAACUGUUAUAGCAGGGGAGAAGACAAACCAUUCUUCCAUAGUUCAUGAACUUCUGAUUAACAUAUGAAAGUGCUAAACAGUUUAAAAAAUAAAGUUCUCCUGUAAGAUCAAUCACAUCUUGUGAAUGCAUUUGCCUAUGAAUGAUACUGUAAAUGAUAAAAUAUUAUGGUCCUUAAAAUUUAAGUGACAUAUUGGCAACAACAAAAAUUAACAAGAAAACAAGAGCUUAAGUUUUAGGAUCAGAUGAAUAUUACACUUUUGAUCAAUUCUGAACUUAUGCAGUUUACAGACAACUCAAAUUUAAUAGAAAAUUUCAGCAAUGUGUAUACCAACUAACUACAUGUAUUGUUAUUGUUUGGUUUAACUAAUAGGAUGUAACCAUUACUGUGUAUUACCGACAAAACAAUCGCACAAGUUUUUAUAAACAUCUAAUAGAUCAUACAUCCUUAAAUUUAGUGCCAUAAGAUAUUAGUAUAUGACACCUAUAAAUUGAAAGGAACAAAACUGCAAAAUGAUAUGUGCCUACUAAAUAUGAAUAAUUAAUUUCCAAAACGCAAUACAGGGCUAGCUCUGGGUGAGCAAAAUAUUUCGCCAAAUUGUUUAUCAAACUUCAAAAAUUGCAGAAAUCAAGAGUUAUUUUUUAAAAAAUGUCAGUUAUUACAUAAAAUUAUUUCGCUAAAUGAAAAUAAAAUUCGCCAAUUGCUUUCAAAAUUCGCAUUUGGCGAAUUUGGUGAAUGCCAGAGCUAGCCCUGCAAUAUAUUACAACUUCCGAGUUUUGGAGUUGGCAGUUCAGGUAUAAUGAUGCUAAUACAACUCCAUCAUAUAACAAUAGAUUGUUCAUCAAAUGACACUCUAUGACCAUUGGUUAGGAACUUAAAACUGUGAUUCAUGUGAUAUACAAUGUACAGGUUUAAUAUUGCGUUUUGGAAAUGACCUCUUCAUAUGUACAAUGUUUUGUUUAAUACAUUAAUCAUUUUCAUGUCCUUCAUGUUUUAUAUCCCUUUAUGUACAUAAUUAUUGGUUAUUUGUAUUAUGUAUGUUGUAAUGCCAUUAAGUGUUGUAAAUAUAUUGUUAUAAUUUUUUAUUCUAUUUGAGAAUAUGUAUCUAAUUAAAAUUAGCUCCGCUGGUUAAUUACUAUUACAUGUGGAUCUAACAGCAGCCCGUUGGAGCUCAUGUCCAGU
Molecule: messenger RNA, 2784 nt
Organism: Gigantopelta aegis
Lineage: Eukaryota; Metazoa; Mollusca; Gastropoda; Neomphalida; Peltospiridae
Exons: 5
Coding region: 934-1395 (153 amino acids)
Source: RefSeq, a predicted model, not a curated record